UCGUUUCGGAUCUGGAGCUUUUCUUUCAAUUUUCUCCGCAAUUUGGCCGUCUGUUUGGGCGCUAGUGCAAAGGUCAUCGUAGAUUUUCGGUGUGAGAAAAGCAAAUAACAUCGAGGUGAAGUAGCUACGCGUGCCAGGGAGUUGGACUACGUUGGUGGUAAUCGGAAAUCGUCGAGCAGCAGGAGAAGAGUGUCUUCCAAAUUGACAAUUUAUUACUUGGCUGAUGAGCUCGAACCCCUCUCAAUAUUUGGUCCUCUCGCCGAAGGUUGACAUCGUAAAGAGGUAGAGAUAGAGGUGGUGGCCAAUUCCGGUGGUGGUCCCAGAGGUGACCGAGAAGUUCAAUAUCCACCGAUCCACCUGCACCCGUGUGUUUCCGCCGCUGGGAGGUGCGUCCGUGGUCUACGGAUCCAAGAUAAUAAUAAAACCAUUAUCAACCCGUCCUGUGACGGCUGCUACCAUCAGGGGACGUCGUCGGAUCGGCGAAGACAAACUUUGGCGCCCACUCUUCGACGAGGAGGUUCCGUCACCAAGGUUACGCAGCAGAAGGAUAGAAACCUUGAAGCAGUAACAGCAGCUGGUGUCCGCUCGAAGACUGGUUGCCGAAGAUGAUGCUGCGGAAGAAGCUGGCACCUUGUCCGGUCCUCAGCUCGGUCCCCCAUUUCGUCGAUAGGUCGGGAUGUGGAUACGUUCCGGCGCGCUACUCGUUGCCACUGUUUCUGUGCAAAAAAUUGGCCGCACCGUCGGAACCGGCUCGUUCGAAUGCCACAAUCGAAAAGGUGAGAGCGCAGGAACGCGAAUCGAUCCUCAAGCGAAUGGCAUCGUAUCGUGAAGUGACGCGAACCGCCGAUAAAGAUGCUGCUUGGGUGUCCCGGUUCGCCGGACUGGAUCGUGGUGGUCCGGUUGUGUUCAAGCGUGGCUUCCGGACGUCCUGCUACCGGGCUGAUGUAGACUCGGCGGCCAAACUGGUGGGUGCGAGUCUGGCAACGAUUGGGGUGGCCGGUUCCGGUGUUGGCAUCGGGACGGUGUUCGGCUCGCUGAUGCUCGGUUACGCCCGCAAUCCACCGUUGAAGCAGCAGAUCUUCUCGUACGCCAUCCUCGGAUUUGCGUUGUCCGAGGCGAUGGGUUUGUUCUGCCUGAUGAUGGCCUUCCUGAUGCUCUUUACUCGGCUCAUUUGCAUCAUCAAGAACGUGCGCCAAGUGAAACCCAUCGGAGAGAAGGUCGUCUUCGUCGACAAAACCUCGCCAUCGAGUGCCAGCGAUGGCAGAAAAAAGGUAAUCCUCGCGCUCCGGCCAAAGAACACUCCAGCAGCAGCAGGAAGCCACCGCUAUGAACACGGAGACGGUCGCGUCACGGAAAUGCAUUCCGCUCGAAUGGGCGCCAUGAUGUGUGAGAUAAACUUACCGGCGGAAAUGAAUAAAUUAGCACAUCCAGCCAAAUACUUUGUCGGUAAAAUACGAUCCGGGACGCGGUUGAAUGGAUCGGUUGGACGAUGCGCCGAUCCCGUGUAUCCAGGACCCGGGCACUAUUUUCAUGAUGUCGGUGCUACUGAUGGGAAGAAACGCGUAAACCAAGUGAAGGCAACGAAGCGACAGCAUGCGGUCACCAUUUACCAGUACGAUCUGUACCGCCGCGAACCAUUCUAUCGUCCUGCUCCCGGGCGGUACGAGCUGUCGUCGAAACUAUUGGAAGCCCGUGGCCCCACCCAGGUCCAUCCCGUGCGAUGCAAAGCCCCUAGCAUUCCACGGGUCAAUGGAAGGAGCAAGAAGGGGCAGCCAGCCCGACCAGCGCAGCGCGAGAUCCGUUUGAACUCGGUCAACAUUCCCCAGCGGUUGCGGAUCGGUCGGCGUAACAUGAAGGUGGCGUUCCUCAGUGGCACCGCCCGGUUCCGGGAUCGCGAUUUCUUCCCGAUUGGCGGGCUGCGGUCCUGCCCGACCCGUUCUCACCCAACAACCGAAGGCAAAGCGGAUGCAGCUGUUCGCGAAGAGGAAAUUACUGUUGCACGUCAACGGCGGUCGGCGAUGGGUCGGAGCGAGGGUUCCAUUGCCGCAGGCGAGGACUGGACGCCUGGCGAGGCUCAAAGGAUUAUGCGGCCGCACCGGUGCCCACGCCCAGGCAAAAUUCCGACCAUCUUCUUCACGGUUCCCAGCGGUCCCAGAGCUGUGCGCGAGGUUUUAGCGAGCGGUGGGAACGGGGGAAUGUAA
Molecule: messenger RNA, 2201 nt
Organism: Anopheles aquasalis
Lineage: Eukaryota; Metazoa; Arthropoda; Insecta; Diptera; Culicidae
Biological process (GO): proton motive force-driven ATP synthesis; proton transmembrane transport
Molecular function (GO): proton transmembrane transporter activity
Source: RefSeq, a predicted model, not a curated record